Daphnia pulex (common water flea) is the source of this 703-nucleotide messenger RNA. RefSeq names its product steroid transmembrane transporter SLC22A24-like. The record is from RefSeq and is a predicted model, not a curated record. The transcript is spliced from 2 exons. Lineage: Eukaryota; Metazoa; Arthropoda; Branchiopoda; Diplostraca; Daphniidae. The coding region runs from base 206 to 703 and encodes 165 amino acids.
UCAUGGACGAGGACCGAAGUAGGACACGGUCAACGAUGUAGCCUAUCUUUAUUUAUAGUAGACUUGCAAAAGCUACGGCAACCUUUGUUAUCCUGUACAGAUCGCAACAUCAGUCGACUGACAGAUAUCUCAGUUACCGCACUCUCAAUCUCCACAGAGAACUGGGAACUAUUGUAUAAAUUAUUUCAAAAAAAUAAUUCCAUUCAUGGCUUCAAACAGUUCAAGUGACAUUGAAACGAGUCGCAAUCAAUUUAAUGUAUCGUCUGUUUCUGAAUUCAGGUUGGAAAAUGGAACAGAAUCGACCGUUGUCAGUUACGACGAAAUUUUAGAAAAAUUAGGGCAGAUGGGAAAAUUUCAACUCAAGACAUUUCUAUGGCUCUGUCUACCGGCUUUCUUCCCAGGUAUAGUCAUCAUGUCGUACACUUUCACCGGAGCAACACCAAAUUACAGAUGCUUUGUGCAAGUCUGUGAUAGUGAUAAAAUGACGACAAAUUUUUCUACAAGAGAUGUUUCUCCGCAAAACCAGACGAUUGCGUUGGAUAGUAAAAAGGAUGGGUGCAACUUUGAUAAUAAUUCUUGGACUCAUUCUCGCCAAUGUAAUUUUAAAAAUUCAUCCGACGGCACCUUCCUGGAAAAAUGCGAUCGUUGGGUGUACGACACGUCAAUGUUUCAUUCCACCAUCGUCAGCGAUGUAAGUACAUAG